UGUGACUUCCAGACGAGAUCUCCCAUUAAUCUAUGGUGCAGGUAAACAAGGCAGCUGUAUGCAAUGUGUAACAUUCAUAGAAGCCUUUUAACACAACCGCCUUCCGAUCACAAAGUUUAUUUAUCAUUUCCUGGGGAAUAUUCAACUCAGAUAUGUUAAUUUGGACGACAUGGGAGAUCUUUAAGAUUAAACUGGAUUGAAAAAAGAAAUUUGGGCGGUGCCUCUGUGUGGAGAGACAAUUUUACCAAAAUGACAUCCAAACAUAUAACUCCUUUUAUUACUGGCUUACGUAGCCGCAAUGACGAAAGUCGACUGGCAACAGCCUACGAACUUUAUCGUUAUGUUAACACUGAUGUUCCUGAGAUGCCUUUAGAUGACCAGAAUGCAUUCAUUGAUGAGAUUAACCACAAUGUCUUUGAGAUGGUAUCCAGUAGCGAAGUGCAUGAAAAGAAAGGAGGAAUUUUGGCUAUUGCCACCCUAGUUGGUGUUGAUAUUGGAAAUGCAGCUACAAAAAUUAGCCGUUUCGCUAAUUACUUGAGAAACCUUGUUCCAUCCAGUGAUGUUGGCUUGAUGGAAAUGACAGCUAAAGGGAUGGGCAUAUUAGCUCUGUCUGCUGGUAACCACGCUGCUGAGUAUGUGGACUUUGAGACCAAGAGAUCUCUGGAACUUUUAGCUGGUGAAAGACAUGAAGGCCAACGUUAUUCAGCAGUCCUUAUUCUGAAGGAGUUGGCUACUUUUACCCCAACAUUCUUUUUUCAACAAGUUCCACAGUUUUUUGAAAAUAUCUUCAAUGCUGUUAGAGAUCCCAAGCCUGCUGUCAGAGAAGCUGCCGUAGCUGCAUUACGGGCAACACUUGCUGUUACAUCACAACGAGAGACGAAAAGAGAUCACAGUGAAGACUGGUACAAAACUUGUCUAGAAGAAGCCUUGAGGCCAUACAGUGAUGCUCUUGCUAAAGAAAAACGUCUCAACAAGGAUGAUUGGCUGCAUGGAUCUUUACUGAUAAUCAAUGAACUUCUACGAUGCAGUAACAUGGAAGGAGAGCGCCUUCGUGUUGAAAUGGAGGACUUGGCCAUUCAGCAAAACACGUUUGAGAAAGCAGUGAAGGAAUUCUCUCCACGCCGCAGAUCCCCUGCCAACACCAGUGGCUUCCAACAACUACAUCAAAAGUCUCCUUUAAUAGUCUUCGAUGCAUCACAUGCAUCAGCACCUCAGAAAAGAGGUCUCUUUGAAAGUAGAGUUUGCAAAGAGCUAAUGACCAAAAACUAUGACAAGGUAGCUAACUUGGUUCAUCAACUUUACCAAGGAAAUCGUAGCAGCUAUGUACAACAAGUCAUGCUGAAAGCCAUUCCUAGGUUGGCAGCUUUUGAUCCAGAGUUGUUUUCCAGAACGUACCUUCGAGACACCAUCGUAUACUUGCUUAAUGCUUUGCGGCGUGAUAAAGAAAGGGCUGCAGCAUUCCAAGCAGUGGGUCUCCUGGCAGUUGCUGUGAAGGAUAACAUCUUCAGCUUUUGCAAUCGGAUCAUGGAGUUUGUGAGAAGUGCUCUACCACCCAAGGAUUUACCACAAAAGAAACAGAAAGCUAUCUCUGUGGAACCUUCCGUUUUUACCUGUAUCAGCAUGUUGGGGAGAGCUUUGGAGACUUCAAUUGCUCGUGACAUGAAGGACAUCUUGGACUCCAUGCUGUUCACAGGUUUAAGUCCUGCAUUGACAGCCGCACUGCGGGAUCUGGCUACCUAUAUCCCCCAGAUGAAGAAAGAUAUCCAAGAUGGGUUACUUAGGAUGUUGUCCUUGAUUCUGAUUGGUCGACCACUUCAGCAUCCUGGUGCUCCCAAGAAUUUACCCAUUGGGUCGUCUGCUGGUAGUGAUUCUCAAGAUGACACUAGUAUUACAUUGGCACUCUCAACUCUGGGCAGUUUUGAUUUUGAAGGUCAUUCUCUCACUCAAUUUGUGUUGCAUUGUGCGGAGAAUUACUUGUGCAGCCGAUCCAAGAAAAUCCGAUCUGAAGCAAUACGUACAUGUGCAAGACUUUUGAUUCCAUUGUUAACUGCUCUUGAAGGUCAACAGAAGCAUAGUAUGAAGACAAUGAACACAGUGGCUGAUGUUUUGAAAAAAUUACUGAUAGUUGGUAUCACAGAUCCAGAGCCAGAGAUCCGCUAUUGUGUUCUUUCUGUGCUAGAUGAGCGUUUUGACCCACAUCUUGCUCAAGCCGAAAACCUGAACGCUCUUUUUGUUGUUCUCAAUGAUGAAGUCUUUGAGAUACGGGAGCUUGCUAUUUGCAUAAUUGGUCGUCUUAGCAACAGAAAUCCUGCAUAUAUUAUGCCGACAUUAAGAAAAACAUUAAUCCAGAUUUUGACUGAACUCGAACACAGUGGAGUGGGUCGUAGCAAGGAACAGGCUGCCCGUGUGCUUGGUCAUCUCGCCUCCAAUGCUUCUCGCUUAAUCAGACCGUAUGCAGAACCCAUUCUCAAGGUAUUGAUUCCCAAGUUAAAAGAACCAGAUCCACAUCCUGGUGUCACAAUCAGUGUAUUAGCAGCCAUUGGAGAACAAGCUGAGGUCAGUGGUUUGGAGAUGAGGAAGUGGGUUGAUGAAUUAUUGCCUAUUAUUCUGAACACCUUACAGGAUCUUACAUCUGUUGAGAAGAGAGAAGUUUCUCUUUGGACUUUAGGCCAAUUGAUUGAGAGCACUGGCUAUGUUGUAGAACCUUACCAAAAAUAUCCUGCUCUAUUGGGAAUUCUUCUUAAUUUCAUGAAAACAGAGCAGACACAUAGUGUCAGACGAGAGGUUGUACGUGUGCUGGGUAUCCUGGGAGCAUUGGAUCCCCAUAAAAACAAAUUAAAUGUGAGUCGAAUGAAAGAAGAAUCUGGAUUGACUCUGAGUGGCGCCUCAAUUGACUCGUUUGUGAUUAACAAGUCUUCUAGUGAUUCACAAACAUCAAUUCCUCUGGCUGACUACAGUACCAAUGAACUUCUAGUAAUGAUGGGUGCUCCAACCUCCUUAGAAGACUUCUACCCUGCUGUUGUUGUGUCGGCACUGAUGAGGAUAAUGCGUAAGGCUUGCUUUAGCUCGGACCACUCUUUACUCAUCCAGUCUAUUUCAUUCAUAUUUAAAAGUCUUGGGUCUAGAAAUGUACCCUACUUUGACCAGAUUGUUAAUGCAUAUGUGACAGUCACCCGCAAAGCUGAAGUUAAUGUGAAAGAGUUCAUGUUCCAGCAACUGGGAUUUUUAGUCACCUUUGCUAAACAACAUGUGCGGAACUUUCUGGGAGAUAUUUUCCAACUAAUUAAGGAAAAUUGGACUAUGAAAAGCCAAGAUCAGAAUAUAUAUCUAUCGUUGUUAGAACAGUUAGUGCACGCUGUUGGCUCUGAAGUAAAACCUCAUCUUCCACAAAUUGUACCUCAGAUCUUACGUAUACUAAUGUAUGAUACAAGUAAACAAAGAGAAUACACUUUGCAACUGCUUGAAGUCCUCCAGUUAUUUGGUUCCAGUUUGGAUGAUUGCCUUCAUGUACUUUUGCCCUACAUCAUUAAAUUGUUUGACUCUAAUGAUGUUCCUCUCAAUGUUCGCAAAAUGGCUUUAGAAACUGUUGAUGUCUUUACUGAAGAUUUAGACAUGACAGAUUUUGCAUCUCGCUUGGUUCAUUCUUUUGUCCGUACCAUUGAUUCAACCCCAGAACUAAUACCUACCACUAUGGACACUAUGUGUUCUAUGAUGCUUCAAUUGGGACAAAAAUUCCUCCUGUUUGUACCUAUGGUUAACAAAACAGUGGUUCGACACAAAAUUGUCCAUCAACGAUUCGAAAUUAUUCUCACCAAGAUCACCAAAGGUGGCCUAGGUGAUGAAGCUCCUGAAGGACUGUUAACUAGGCGACGACAGAGGAAAAGGAAAGAUUCAAAUGCUGAAAAUACUUCUGAGUUACCAAUGAGCAAAAAAUUACAUGUAUUUUUUACCAAUUUGCAGAAGGUCCUCACGCCAGCUCGACGGGUUUCUAAAGAAGACUGGAAUGAGUGGCUACGACAAUUAAAUAUUGAGCUUUUAAAAGAGUCCCCAGUGCCAUCGUUACGUUCAUGUUGGGCUCUGGCUCAAGUACACAACCAACUAGCAAGAGAUUUGUUAAACCCAGCCUUUGUAUCCUGUUGGACUAACCUCAAUGAAAGUCAGCAGGAUGAGCUAGUGCAAUGUCUGGAGAAUGCACUAAAUUCUCAGGAGAUUCCAGAGGUCACACAAACACUUCUGAAUUUAGCUGAAUUUGUUGAACACUGUGAUAAGGGUCCCCUACCGUUGGAGCUAAAGGUCUUGUCUCAACGAGCAAUGCGGUGUCGUGCCUACGCAAAAGCAUUGCACUACAAAGAGGAUGAAUUCCAUCGAGCUCAUACACGAGAGACACUUGAAGCCCUCAUCAGCAUCAACAACAAACUUCAACAGCACGAAGCAGCCGCUGGAGUUCUUGAAUAUGCUCGGAAGAACCGUCUUGCAGAUUUGAUCGAGGAAACUUGGUAUGAGAAGCUGCAUGAAUGGGAAAAGGCUUUGAAAGCCUAUGAGAAGAAACAAGAAACUCAUCCUGAUGACAAGAAUUGCAUUCUUGGAAGAAUGCGUUGUCUAGAAGCUUUAGCAGAAUGGGGUUCCCUGAACCAACUUGCUAGUGAUACAUGGUGUAUAGCAAACGAUGAGCUCCGAACUAAGAUGGCUCAGUUAGCUACUGCAGCUGCCUGGGGUCUAGGGGAUUGGAAUAGUAUGGAAGACUACCUGACGUUCAUCCCAAGGAACACUUAUGAAAACUUCUUCUAUAGAGCCGUCUUUUCUGUUCACAAUGAAAACUAUUCCCAAGCUUUUCAGUUUAUUGACAAAGCCAGGGAUAUUUUAGACACAGAGUUAACAGCAAUGGCAGGAGAAAGCUAUGCAAGAGCAUAUGGGCCAAUGGUAAAUGCUCAGAUGUUAUCUGAACUGGAGGAAGUAAUUCAGUACAAAUUGAUACCAGAGCGGCGAGAUGUUAUUAAACAGAUGUGGUGGGACCGAUUACAGGGUUGUCAAAGGGUUGUUGAAGACUGGCAGAAAAUUAUACAAGUUCGAUCAUUGGUAAUUAGUCCUCUGGAAGGAGUCAAAACAUGGUUGAAAUAUGCCAGUCUUUGUCGGAAGAGUGGCCGGCUGGCCCUGUCACAGAAGACCCUCGAGAUGUUAAUGGGUGUAGAUCUCUCCAAACAAAGCAACAACAAUUUACCUACAGAUAUGCCAAUGGUUACAUUUGCAUACAUCAAACAUAUGUGGCUCUGUAAUCAAAAGCAAGACAGUUUUGCAGCCUUGCAACAAUUUAUUCAUCAAACCCAACGACAGAGUGAAGUCCUGCUGUCCACUGGAGAUGCGGCUGCUGUCACUGAACUUCGUAAACUAUUAGCCAGAUGCUACUUGAAACAAGGAGAUUGGUUACUCGAAUUAAAUGGUAUUGAUGAUAGCUCAAUUGCAAAAGCUUUAGACAGCUUUAAAAUGGCCCAGGAUAGAAACAAGAAUUGGUAUAAAGCUUGGCAUGCUCUAGCUCUAACCUACUAUGAAGCCGUUUUGUAUUACAAAAAGAAAGAAAUGUCUGCUGCAAACCUCUCUGCAUCAUCAGCAAGUCAAACUGAAGGGGCUGUAGCCACUGGGAAAGAAGCUCCUCCAGACAUUGGUAUGAAGGCACAAAGCCAUAACACACCUAAUAUUUUACUACAUUGCGUUCCUGCAGUUCGUGCUUUAUUUAAAGCCAUCUCACUAUCAAACCAGAACAGUUUACAGGACACUCUGAGAUUGCUAACACUGUGGUUUGACUACGGUCACUAUUCUGAGGUGCAUGAAUCCUUGAUUGAAGGGAUAAAAACCAUGCAGAUUGAGAACUGGCUGCAGGUCAUACCCCAGCUGAUUGCCAGAAUUGACACUCCUCGUCAUUCAGUCGGGCGACUAAUUUCACAGUUGCUAAUUGACAUUGGCAAAGCUCACCCCCAGGCUCUUAUCUACCCGUUGACAGUAGCAUCGAAGUCCAGUGUUUUAGCUCGACAAGCUGCCGCCAACAAAGUUCUUAAGAGCAUGUGUGAGCACAGUAAUACUCUGGUAAAACAAGCCGUUCUGGUGAGUGAAGAAUUAAUCCGUGUGGCCAUUUUAUGGCAUGAACUAUGGCAUGAAGGCUUAGAAGAAGCUUCUAGGCUCUACUUUGGGGAGAAAAACAUCAAAGGGAUGUUUGAAACUCUUGAACCUCUACAUCGUAUGAUGGACAGGGGACCUCAAACCAUGAAAGAAAUCUCUUUUAGCCAGGCAUAUGGCCGAGACUUGCUUGAGGCCCAGGAGUGGUGCAAGAUAUACCAGCGUUCAGCGCUGCUGAAAGAUCUUACACAAGCCUGGGAUCUUUACUAUCAGGUCUUCCGGCGAAUAACCAAGCAACUCCCUCAGUUAACUUCUUUGGAAUUGCAAUACAUGUCGCCAAACUUACUGCGGUGUCAAGACUUGGAACUGGCUGUCCCCGGCACAUAUGACCCGAACCAGCCUGUUGUGUGCAUCCACCAUGUUCAAACUACUCUCCAAGUGAUCACAUCCAAACAGCGACCUCGAAAAUUGAGCAUAUAUGGUAGCGAUGGCAAGGAUUAUGUCUUUCUUCUAAAAGGACAUGAAGACCUUCGACAAGAUGAGAGAGUGAUGCAAUUGUUUGUUUUAGUCAACUCAUUAUUGGCAAACAAUCCAAAAACAUUCCGCCGAAAUUUAUCGAUAACUCGAUAUGCUGUUAUUCCACUGUCUACUAAUUCUGGCCUCAUUGGCUGGGUGCCUCACUGUGAUACACUACACUCUCUCAUCAGAGAUUACCGUGAAAAGAAGAAGAUCCUGCUCAACAUUGAACAUCGCUUAAUGCUUCGGAUGGCUCCUGACUAUGACCACCUUACAUUAAUGGAAAAAGUGGAAGUGUUUGAGCAUGCUUUGGAACACACCCAAGGUGAUGACCUUGCUAAGAUUCUCUGGUAUAAAUCACCAAGUUCUGAGGUUUGGUUUGAUCGUCGAACGAAUUAUACUCGUUCAUUGGCUGUUAUGUCUAUGGUUGGAUAUAUACUUGGUUUAGGUGACAGACAUCCUUCUAAUUUAAUGUUGGAUCGUAUGAGUGGUAAAAUUAUACACAUUGAUUUUGGUGAUUGUUUUGAAGUUGCAAUGACUCGUGAAAAAUUCCCUGAAAAAAUUCCAUUCCGCUUGACUCGAAUGCUUAUUAAUGCUAUGGAGGUAACUGGUAUUGAUGGCAUUUAUCGACACACUUGUGAAAGUGUCAUGUCAGUUCUCCGCGAAUACAAAGACAGCCUGAUGGCUGUUCUGGAAGCCUUCGUCUAUGAUCCUCUACUCAAUUGGCGAUUAAUGGAUGCAAAUGAUAAGCCGAAAGGAAAAGCUGAAACGUCGGAUUCUAUGCCCAGUAGUCAGGAACGAGGUGAACACCUCAUGGAAGCUGGUGAUAUGCAAACUACACACAAGAAAACUACUGGCCAGAAUACCACUGUUGCUGCUGCUACUGCUGCUGCUGCUGCUCCAGAAAUGAUACAUUCUCUUUCUGACACAGUUCAACCAGAGGCUUUGAACAAGAAGGCCAUAUCUAUAAUCAACCACGUCAAAGAGAAACUGACAGGUCGUGACUUUUCAAAGGAGGAAGCUGUGGAAGUCUCCCGGCAAGUUGACCUUCUCAUAUGUCAAGCAACAUCCCACGAGAAUCUAUGCCAGUGCUAUAUAGGAUGGUGUCCAUUCUGGUAGUGAUUCAUGGUGCUUAAAAAUGGAAUAAAUGUUUGAGAACGUAAAGAACUUCUUAUCCAAACAAAUAGAGAGACUGUCUGUACCAGUACUGGUUGUCAGCCGUCAGGCUAACAAAACCAUAAGUGGAUAUAACCAAAAAUAAAAAUCACUCCCAGAGAACUAUUGGCUGAUAGAAUUGGCUGGGUCUUCAUUUUUAUCAAUGAGUUUUAGUAAUACAGAGAUCUGUUCAUCUGUAUUAAUUUGGUGAAUGUGGAUUUUAUUUUCGCAUAUCUUUAUUAUGCAUAAAGCCACAUGUUGUAUGAUUGUGCAAUGUUGAUACUUUUUACUGAAUGCAAUCUAUGCCUGCAACAUGUGUGCCACAUGUUGCAGUGUGCAAGUCACAUAUUAGAGACAGGGGUGGGGUGAUCAUACUCUAAAGCUAGGCCUUCUCAUAAACAUUCUUCAAGAGGUUUAUGUGUUACAUUCAUUGAAAUCCAUUACUUACCUUACACCAAGGAAUAAAACAAAAAAAAACAAGACAUAAGCUUGAGACUCCGCUACAAUUAUUUAUAUAAUGAAACAAUUCUUCUUUGUUUUGAAGUCCAGUUUACUAACCUGAUGUAUUAUCUUGUGGAGACCACUCAUUUAUCUCCUCCAAUUGUCUGUGUAUGCAUGUGUGUGUGUGUAAAUCUUAAAAUUUUUUUUUUCUUUUCUUUACAAUUGUAAAUUAUUUUAAUAGCAUCUCCUGAUAAUUAAAUUGAGCUUUAUUUAAAAUUGGUCUCUUGACAUGAAUUGUUUGUGAUAUGUAUCGCUAGCAGCCAACUUAACAAAGCCCAAAGGAAUACAUGUUCAAUUUCCUAAACCUUAAAAACACAUUAAAAUGCUGCAUUCCUUAUACAUUAAAGGAAUUCAUUACUCCCCCCCCCCCCCCCCCCUCCGUAUACUUUUUCUGUAUAAAACUGAUUGGAUUAGUUUUGUGUUAAUAUUUUAGAGGCAUAGGUGGGGAGAAACGAGGGAGAGGGGGUGCAAAAUUGCUUUAGGAUUUUCACUGACAAUUCAACAAGGGAUGAGAUAAGGGGUUAGACAUAAGGUUUAUUUACUUUGCUGAAAGAUUUUUUUUUUUUCUUCUUCUUAAACUUGAUAAGCAAAUAAGCUUUUUUUUUUUUUUAUCCGAAUUUGUCUGUGUAGGAGAGAAAUUGUUUAGUUAAACUAUAAGUACCAACAUGAUAUUCUCCUAUUUCACAUAAAUCAAGUUUUCUCUUUCAUCAGCAAGUGAGAAGAAAAUGAAAAGAUGAUUUGGUACAUCAAAAUAUUAAAACUAUCAUUCCAUUACCAAGUUGGUUUUUUUUUUUCUUUCUUUUUUUUCCAUUACAUUUUAAUUUUCUGUAAAAUGAUUUUACAAUAAUUAUUUUGGUUCUUUAAUCAGAUUUCUUACAAUCAAAAUUAAAAUUCUUGGAAACAAAAUCAAUUAUGAUAUUAUUAAGAAAGUUAUUUGAGACAAUGGUUUAACUAUUGUCAGAAGGUUUCAUAAUUAAAACGGAAAAAAUUAAAAAAUUUGGUGGUGACCACUAAAUUAUAGUCUUGUAAAUAUUUUUAGAAUAUUCUGCUUUAAUUUGCUGCAGAUACAGUAAGGUAAUUCAAUGUGUGUGUGUGAUUCUUAAAUACAAUUAUUAUAUGCAUAUAAUGUCUACUUGUCUGCUGACUCAUUAUUUCGGGAUUUCAAGUGAUGAAAGAACACUUCUGUGUUUUCUCAAGCUUCUAUGAACUAUAUUCACAGACUGAUGAUACUUCAACUGUUAAAUUCUGUGGUGUUUAUCUAAUGUAUCUUUUAUUUGAUAACACCUGAUUGAUUUCAGAGUCUUCAACCUGUUUAAUAUCAUCUUUUGGUUUAAUUAUUUCUGCUGAUUGUCCCACCACCACCACCACCACUAACCCCAUCUGAUUGUACAAACAGUUCAUUUUAGUGAAUGAUAUAUUGAAUGUGUUUAAUUAAGGUGGCAAGCUGCUGGGCUUAUUUCCACACCAGACAAAAUGCUUGGCAGCAUCUGUUCCCGCUUUACAUUCUCAGUUCAAACUCCACUGAGGUUGACUUUGCCUUUCAUCCUUUCGGAUGAAGUGAACUAAGUAUCAGUUGAGUUCUAGAGUUGAUGUAAUUCACUGGCUCCCUCCCACCAAAAUUUCAGGUUUUGUGCCUAUAGUAGGAAAGAUUAUUAUUAUUAUUAUUAUUAUCAUUGAGUCAGUCAGAUGACAGAAUUGUUAGCAACAUUCCUUUCAGCUCUUUACAUUCUGAGCUCAAAUCCUACCAAUGUUAACUUAGCCUUUCAUCCUUCAAGUGUCAGUCAAGUGCUUGGGAUUUCAUGUAAUUGGCUGAUCACUUCACCUCAGAAUUGCAGGCUUUUUUGCCAAAAUUAUGAUUAUUUUACAAAACUUACCAUGACUGGAAGUUGUCUCUUCUUUCUAGGUUUUUGAUUUCCUGUUUUUCACUUUUCCAUAUAGACAAAAAAGAAGCAAAUGACAAAUUUAUUGGGAUUCCCCCCCCCCACGCCCCCAAGCUAUCAAUCACUGUUCACUAUUUUAUUUUAUACGUAUUGUUGUACAGCUUGUUUAAGUGGGUAUAUAUAGUAAUCAUUUAUACAGUUAAUCUCUUUUGUUACCAAAUUUCUGUUUCAAUUAAUUUUAAAUAUAAUGAAAUAUUUAGUAAAAUAAUUUUAUUAUUAAUCUGGGACCCGGAGCAUAAAUUAACAUGAAGUUUUGAUGGAAUGUUUUAAUUUAAAUCGCUUUAAAACAGGAGGAUUAUAUCAUAACCGGGGUUGAUCUGAGGCAGGUUGGUAUCAAAAGGGUUAAGCUAUGACAUCAUCAUCUUUGUAUAAAAAACAAAAAAAUCAACACCGUCUGUCUGUAUGAAUUACUUCUCUUCCAUAGCUCAACUACAAUCUCCCCAAAUCAUCCUGAUAUUUAUUUAGAUGAGGUAAUAAUAAUGAUAAUGGUAAUGAUGAUCUAGUUUAGCAAUACGUAAGGAAGAGUUCUUUUUGUUUUUUAAUCAUAUUUUACAAAAAAAAAAAAAAGGGCUUUUCUUUAUUAACCCUUUUACUGCAGAAAUCAGUUUUAUAUACAAAUCUUUUUCUUGUUGAGGAAUGUUUUUAUGUUUGAAAAUAUUUUCUCUUGAGCUAUGUUGAGUUUCAUCAAGUAACAAUGACUUGCAGAAAAUGCAGUUUUAUUUUUUUGGUAAAUAUUUAAAUAAAAUUCUUUUGUUAUUCCA
Messenger RNA from Octopus bimaculoides (California two-spot octopus), 10981 nucleotides. RefSeq names its product serine/threonine-protein kinase mTOR. Gene Ontology annotation, cellular component: nucleus; TORC2 complex; TORC1 complex. The record is from RefSeq and is a predicted model, not a curated record. Gene Ontology annotation, molecular function: protein serine/threonine kinase activity; protein binding; protein-containing complex binding. Lineage: Eukaryota; Metazoa; Mollusca; Cephalopoda; Octopoda; Octopodidae. Gene Ontology annotation, biological process: TORC1 signaling; negative regulation of macroautophagy.